AUGGUUGCAGACCAAAUGCACGGCUGGUCCACAAGAACGCUUCAAAACUCCUUCCCCCAUCCCGCGGCUGCAGAACUCGCCAGCAAAGCAAAGCCCGGCUCCGGUAACUUUGUGUGCACGGUGUGCCACAAGAUGUUCCCCCUGCAACGCAUACUGACUCGCCACAUGAAGUGCCAUAGUUUGGUGAAGAGACACCUUUGUCCUUUUUGUGGGAAAGGAUUUAAUGAUACUUUCGACCUGAAGAGACAUAUGCGAACACACACAGGUAUACGCCCCUACAAGUGUGAGCUUUGCGAAAAGGCCUUCACACAACGAUGCUCACUGGAGUCCCACCUGAGGAAGAUUCACGGCAUCUAUCAACAGUAUGCCUAUCGACAGAGGCGUUCCAAAAUCUUUGUGUGUGAAGAUUGUGGUUACACCGCAGUUUGUCCUGAUGAGUACUUUCUCCAUGUGAGACAAUGCCACCCUGGCAGCCCCGCCCUCCGCAGAUACUUUCGCCACAAAGCACAAAACAAUUGCAAUUUUGCAUCUGAUGAUGGUAAGGCCAGCCCAUAUUUGAUGUACCCAACUCCUGCAUUUUACAUGUAA
Molecule: messenger RNA, 588 nt
Organism: Entelurus aequoreus (snake pipefish)
Lineage: Eukaryota; Metazoa; Chordata; Actinopteri; Syngnathiformes; Syngnathidae
Product: transcription factor Ovo-like 2
Exons: 3
Coding region: 1-588 (195 amino acids)
Biological process (GO): epidermal cell differentiation; regulation of transcription by RNA polymerase II
Cellular component (GO): nucleus
Molecular function (GO): RNA polymerase II cis-regulatory region sequence-specific DNA binding; DNA-binding transcription factor activity, RNA polymerase II-specific
Source: RefSeq, a predicted model, not a curated record